CUGCUCAUCAGGAAAAUGGAGAGGCAUCGAUCAAAAUUAAUUAGCUGCAUCAUUGCAGUGCGAUCAAUUGAUGAGAGAAUAAACGAAUUUGCUCUAAAUUAUCGACAAGUAUGUCAAAACGACCAGGUAGCUGUAAAUUUAUUGACAAAUCGUAGGGACUACGUCCCAAAAGUUGAGGAUUACGUUGAGUACACCAUCCCGCAGUACGAACCAACGGACUUCAAGAGUCACUUUCGGCUUGAAAAAAGUACAUUUGAGCUCCUCAUUCAGCAACUUGGACCUUGUCCAGAGUUGAGGCCAAGACAAAUCCCCGGAAAUCCUCAUACAGAUAUUACAAAGUCGGCAUUGGUUUUCCUGUGGUAUGUUGGAAACCUGGAAUCGUUUCGCAGCAUGGCUGAUCGGUUUGGGCUUUCACAGUCAACUGCUCACAGUUGUUGCAAGAAGGUAGCUUCUGCUAUAAAAUGUAACCUUAUGCCAAACAUAAUCACAUGGCCCUACACGGAAAAUUCGAAGCAAAUUAUCUCUGAAGGAUUUGCACAACUUUCUUCGCUUCCUAAUGUGAUUGGAGCUGUGGAUGGUUGCCACAUCCGCAUCAAGGCUCCCAUUGAUCAUCCACAAUCAUACUUCAACAGAAAAAAAUUCUACUCAGUAGUUCUACAGGGAGUCUGUGACCAUCAGUGGAUGUUCACUAAUGUCAUGUGCGGUUGGCCUGGUAGCAGCCAUGAUUCUCGGGUACUGCGCAAUUCCAGUGUAUAUCAGGAUGCCCACAUCAAGUUUCAAGGACAGGAGUACAUCAUUGCAGACACAGCCUACCCACCGAAAACCUUCUUACAAACCCCCUUUAAGGAUUUUGGCCACCUCACACAAGAUCAGAGGCGAUUCAACAGGGAGUUGUGUGCAGCCAGGCAAGUGAUUGAGAGGGCUUUUGGCCAUCUAAAGGGCAGAUUUCGCAGGCUCACCCAAUUUGAUGUCAGUGACCCACAAUUUCUUGUGUCCACAGUCCUUGCUGCUUGCACUUUGCAUAAUGUCUGCAUUGCACAAAAAGAGGAGGUGCUUCUAAAUGACAUAUUUGCAGUGUCUGAAGAUGAAAUGCCUGAUGGAGGGCAUGAAGCACCAAGAAAUGAUGGAGCCGGACGACUGAAAAGACUUCAGCUUGUUCAUCAAAUCAAUCAUCAAUAGGAAAUGUAGAGAAUAUGUACAAACAUCCAAAUCCAUUUGACACAUGGCAGACUUCAUGUCGAGUCUGAGUCACCUCUCCCAAGUCAGAGUCCAGUCAUGAGUCAUGCAGGUCGAGUCCGAGUCACCUCUCCCGAGUCAGAGUCCAGUCACGAGUCAUGCAGGUCGAGUCCGAG
This is a messenger RNA of Patiria miniata (bat star), 1352 nucleotides long. RefSeq names its product putative nuclease HARBI1. The record is from RefSeq and is a predicted model, not a curated record. Lineage: Eukaryota; Metazoa; Echinodermata; Asteroidea; Valvatida; Asterinidae. The transcript is spliced from 2 exons. Bases 16 to 1179 code for a protein of 387 amino acids.